AACGCCCGGCUGGGGCAGGCGUCCACCAGAUUACGUCGGUUUCCGUUGGUGGGGACCGUCUUCUGGCCCCCGUACGAUGGCAGUGUUUCACGAUGAGGUGGAAAUCGAGGACUUCCAAUAUGACGAGGACCUGGAGACGUAUUUCUACCCCUGCCCUUGUGGCGAUAACUUCUGCAUCACCAAGGAAGAUUUGGAGAAUGGGGAAGACGUGGCAACGUGUCCUAGCUGCUCUCUCAUUAUAAAAGUGAUUUAUGACAAAGAGCAGUUUAUGUGUGGAGAAACAGUCCCAGCCCCUUCCACCAAUAAAGAAUUAGUUAAAUGCUAAACAAGACUUUAGGAAUCCAAAUCCUGAACAUUUGGGGAUGAGCCAAGCCGGAAAAAUCAAAGGCAGAGUUACUGGCUUCCUCUUAGGGACAAUCAUUUUGUAGUUUGCUGUUUUGGAUUCUUUCCAUUGGUUGCCAAGUUCUUCUCCAAUGAAAGAGGCAAGUCCAUGACAUGACGUAUCUGGAUUUCAUGCUUAGAACUUUGAAUUGGAAAAAGUGUCCGUUCUUUUCCAUAUGAAUUUAAAGGAAGACAAUUUGAAGUCAGUGCGUUCCUUCCCUCUGUUUUGUUAUUUUUAUCUUAUACCUAUUGUUAUCUGAUAACAGCCUCAUCUACCUCAAAGUCAUUAGGAUUCCUUAAUUUAAAAAAAGAGAUUUUAUUUUUUUAAUUGGUUAUUAAGAUUAUUAAAUUAUGCCCUUUUUGAAAUUACUAUCAGCUUUGUUAUUCUAAACUUAAGAAAACUAGUUGCUUUGUCAGUACUGCGCAGUACUCCAAGCCAGUCUUUUCAGCCUGGCCAUUAUUAGGAUGUUCCUCUUCUGUUAAGCAUGUGUUUUCCAUUUUACUUCAUGCUUUGAGUUCUGGUCAUGGGAUUAGAAAAUAUAUUGAGCUCACAUUUUUUUCCAGAGCUUAAAGUUAGUACAAAAGAAAGAAAAGUCAAAAGCGAAGUAGUCAAAGAAUAUGGAGUUUCUUUAUCAAUAUUCUGCAUGUUCCUUGAAGACAGACAGAAAAACAGCCCAAGGAAGUGACAUUGGUAACAGAGUGACAGGAGAAAAGCACGGCGACCCAGCACAUGCAGCGCUUCCAUUUGGUUGCCAGGUCGUGGCGAGUAACAUGGCUGUAUCUGGGUUCUCGUUGGUCUGUUACUUUUAGAUAUGACUAGUGGAAUUCAUUCUAGAUGGGUACAAAUGUCGCGUCUUCAUAGCUGGCGGCAGAGCUCUUAGCCUUCCCACAAAAUAUAAUCACUACUCCUAAAGGUGAAGCAUUUACAAGUCUUGCAUUUGCUGGGGAAGAACCUGAAAAUGAGAUGCCUGUUCCCAGUAAAUGUACCCCUGGGAGCACAUCUAAUAAGCUUUUGUGUGUUGCAACGAAACCAAACAUUCACUCUUACAGAGAAAUGUUGCCCUGGAGAAAAAGAAAUAUAUAAAGAUAGGCGAUCAGUUUGCCUUUGCUGCAGUGCUGAGAGUAGCAAGAAAUUAGCAUCACUUACAUGGAAAUUCAAAAAUUCCCUUUAUAUACGCAAGUCUUCUGUGUGUAUGAAGUUUUAAAAAACACACACACUGAUGUCUGGCCGGUUGUUUUGGCAAUGGCUCCUACAACUGAACAGAAAAAUCCCUGCCAGAAUGUGAACAUUCUAUUACUGAUUGAUAAACAUGCUGCACGCACUCAUUGGAAUUUAACCAAAAAUGAGUGAGCGGGGUUUUUUUGUUUUGUUUUUUGCCUGCCAGCAGCAUGGCUAUGUGCAGCCAUUAGCUGAGACAUAAAAUAAAUCACCAAAAAUGUGUGCUAGAAGUACUUGAUACAUUAUGUGAAGCAUUAGAUGGCAAAUUCUUGAUGUGAUUAGAAAUCUCAUUGCUGUUGGGAACACUGACUCCCCAGAAGCCAACCACACUUGCUUUGAAACCAGCAACAGCCCAGAUGAACAGAGCAGGCUCAGGCUCUUCGAAAUGAGCUGCACAGAGAAACAAACUGCCCCAUCUGCAAAAGUUGAUGGCUUUGUAGAUAGCGAUGAUGUUAGCUCCCACAGUUAAUGAUGAAUUUCAAACAAGAAUAAACACUUUUUGAUACAGGUCUGAGCACAGAAGAACAGGAAGUGGCCUGGGUCCAGAUGUUUCAGGAGAAAAGCAUAAACAACAAUCAAUGAUCAGUGACCAGCUGCAGUCGUGGGAAUGAUUUUGUUUCCGAGCAGCCAAGUCACUAAAUUUGUUAACUACAAAAGAACACAUGAGAAUUUAAUUUAAAUUUCUAUUAAGCAGAAAGUAAUGCCAGGGUCUUUCAGUCAUGACUAGAGUUCUGUAUGAUGUAAUAUAUGUGCCUUAAUUAAUUCAACAGACAUUUCUGGAACACCUGAAAACACCUGAGAAGUGGUAAUUCAACCUCUGUCCUUGACUAGCUUUGUAAUCUUUGGCAAGGCCAGUGUAUUGUCUGUACACUUAGGAGACUAGAUCAGGUGAUUCAUAAAUUGUCAGCUCAGGCUUUGUAGCUUGCAGGAGCUGAAAUGGUCAUUGAAACCUUCAUAAACUCAAAACUAAAUCAUGAAUCAUAAGAGAGCGACUCCAUUCUUCAGUAAUUUGGUGUUACCACACUUCUGAGUCUUGUGAUUAUAGUCAACUGUGUAAAUGAUGCUGCAUAUCCUUUAUACACUCAGAAGCAUUUUCUUAGAAAGCAGUCAACAUUUUUGUAACUGUAUAUAUUAAUUUAUUACCAGAAUAAUUGUAUUGCCAUGCUCAAUAAAGUCAGACAAUU
Molecule: messenger RNA, 2784 nt
Organism: Pteronotus mesoamericanus
Lineage: Eukaryota; Metazoa; Chordata; Mammalia; Chiroptera; Mormoopidae
Gene: DPH3
Product: diphthamide biosynthesis 3
Exons: 3
Coding region: 77-325 (82 amino acids)
Source: RefSeq, a predicted model, not a curated record